Molecule: messenger RNA, 753 nt
Organism: Actinia tenebrosa (Australian red waratah sea anemone)
Lineage: Eukaryota; Metazoa; Cnidaria; Anthozoa; Actiniaria; Actiniidae
Source: RefSeq, a predicted model, not a curated record
AUGUUCAGGGUACUAGUUCUUGUACUAGUCAGUUUGUGGAGCCUAGAGACGGAUAGUUUGAACAUUUUGUUUAGACAAAAAGAAGUCAUAAAACAGAUACAGAAAUACGGAGUUCAUCAUCCUGAUCAAGAUCAUCAUACUGAUGCCAGGCCAUCAUACUGCAAAGUGUCUGUACAAAAGACGAAUAUUGCACAAGGACAAGAUCUGAAGUUCAUCCAACGAGGAAUAGGAAAAUGCGCCAAGGUUCAAUCGCUAUCUUCCUCCGAGGAAGACCAGCCUUCCUCCUGUCCUUCUCACCAUCUUUGUCUCGCAUCCAAGAGUCAGCUACAUGAUAUAAGUACCAUAUCAGGGAUCAUAACAGCGAGUAGUGCUGUACACUGUACAUGUGUUGACCCUAGUCAAGCAUGCAGGCGUGUGUCUAGCUUCCAUACUUAUCAUGCUGGAUCUUACUAUAAGACGACGAUGGAUGUAGGACGGUGUGUAGGGACCUGUGCCAAAGGACAGAAGACAUGCAAAGCGGUGUCUACUACUACGAUUAGCGUUAAUGGGCCAAAUGGUGCACAAUGCGUCAAGAAGAUAACCAAGUGCGCAUGUACCCGAACGUGUUACCGCGUGUCUCACAAACAACUCUUCAGAACAAGACAGUUCGAUAAAACAACGAACAGCAAUAGAACAGUUUAUCGGGUAAUUGAUGUUGGGAAAUGUUCUGGUCAGUGCUACAAGAAAAGACCCAGCUCCUGUAUCUACUGGUAA